Messenger RNA from Pleuronectes platessa (European plaice), 2103 nucleotides. RefSeq names its product centrosomal protein 57, like 1 (gene cep57l1). Gene Ontology annotation, cellular component: centrosome. The transcript has 11 exons. The coding region runs from base 221 to 1732 and encodes 503 amino acids. The record is from RefSeq and is a predicted model, not a curated record. NCBI's taxonomy places the organism in Eukaryota, Metazoa, Chordata, Actinopteri, Pleuronectiformes, Pleuronectidae. Gene Ontology annotation, molecular function: microtubule binding; identical protein binding; gamma-tubulin binding.
GAGGAGUAAACGGUGCAGCAGGCGGAACCACAGUGAGGAGGUCGAGACGAGGAGGGAAAUUUAAAAAGGCCGGACUGCCUGCAGCUGACAACACAAACAGACAACUGCAGCAGUCCGCCGGGGACAGAGAAACAAUCCACAACGCACACGCGCUGCCUGGAAACACACACAAAAAAAACACGGUUGGUUUGUUAACGAGUAUGAACGAGCCGCCCUCAGGAUGGAGACUUAUAUCGACCAGAUUUUAGACUCGCCCUCCAAAAACAGUUACAUCGGGAGCUAUUACCAGCCUCCAGACAGGAUAGCACCUGUACCAAGACAGCUGGGGUUCUCCGCCCCCUCGGCCUUCAGCAGGGACCCGCAGAUCCCCAGUCUGCAGGGGUCUCAGACCAACCCUAACAUCGACAGCAGAGCUGUUGUUGAUGCACUGAAGACCCUCCAGGAUAAAAUCAGGCGAUUGGAGUUGGAGAGGAAAGACGCGGAGAAGAGCUACCGGCAGUUCUCCCAUGAUAUUCAAAAGCAGCAGGAGGCUAAAGCACCUUACACAACGCUUAAUCAUGGAGCAGCCAGCCUGCCUGAGACCAAUAACUCUGGCAGGAGAGAGCUGGACUCAAAGCUGCUCUCGGCAGAGGCUCGCUGUAAGAGUCUUGAGAAGCAGCUGGACUACAUGAGGAAGAUGGUGGAAAAGGCUAAGAAGGAGAGGAAAGCUGUCAUAGAGAACCAGGCUUCUCUGCAGAACGAGCAGCCGAGCAGCUCAAACGCCCAAACUCAGCAGGAGAAGCUGGACAAACUCGAAUCAGAGUAUCUCAAAUUGAGUAGAACCCAAAGCGUGGCAGAGAUGAAAUUUGCCAUUCUGGAGCAAAGACUACUGAAAGAAGAGCAGGAGCGUAAACGUGUGCAGGAGAGAGCAGACGAGCUGCAGAGGGAACUAGACAUCAGCCAUCAAUUGUCUGCACCAACUAAUGAGGAGAUUAAGCCAAAGAAAAGGACAAAAAAGACCAUCAAGAAAACCCCUAAACCGAAUGAGCUGUCAUCACCAAGCGGCCUAAUCCUCAGAAAAAUGCCCUUUGUUGCAGGAACAUCAAUUAGCCCAAGCCACUCUGUCCACGCCAACGUACAGAGUAUCCUCCACAUGAUGAAGCACCACCAGCCCCAGCUGUGUGAGCGAGUUACUGCUCUGCACAGGUCCGGCUGUGGAGCCAAGAAAAGCCUCCAGAAGGACUUUUCUCCAUCUCCCACCGGUUUGAAGAAGCCCGACGGCCUCUCUGAGCAAACGGACCAGCCACUCGGCUCGCUGUCAGACCUGCUGCUGGCUCUGCAGGACGAGCUCGGACAGAUGAGCUUUGAGCAUCAGGAUCUGUUGCGUGAGAUCGACCUAACCCAGAAUCGGGAGGAGAGGCAGGAACUGCAGAGCGAACUGGAGAGGCUGGUGGCCAGGAUGGAGGAGAAGGGAGUCCAGAUCACGAAGCUCCGCAAACACCAGCAGACAGUGAGUGAAACACCCAUCAGAGGUUGGAUUUUAAAGAGGGUCGAAGGGGUGCACAAAUUGACCCAGAGUCAGUCACGUGCUGAGGAAUAUGUGGCCAAGAAGUCGCCACCUGCUCCUUUUCUUGUUACAGCUAAACAGAAGGGAAGGAGAGGUGGGGCAGCUCACAGCAACCGGCAGCUUCUCAGAGACACCCAGAAAUUCAGGAACUGCCUCAAACAGGACGACCUCUCCUGGGAAACGUGAGGUUCUCUGCAAGACUGUAGGCUUUGAUCUUCCAGCUGGACGGACACCACCACGCCCCCUUUGGUUCCUUUCGGCUUGUUUUCCUCUCUCCUCAACUGAGCCAUUUUUAGAAACAAAUGAAAAAGAGUAUGAAUAAAGAGUUUUACCCAGGGUAUGAUAAUGUGUUGAUCAUAAAGUCUGCUAAUCAAUAAGCAAUUGAUUCAAACGAAAUCUUGCACAUACAGCGUCCUUCAUAAGUAGAGGUUGUUUAUCAAUUGUGACUUUAACAGACUAAAUGAGGAAUGUUGAAGUAUAUCAUCUCAAAUGAAGCUGAGUUAAUCUAUUUUUAAGGAUUGAAAUUUUUAAUAAAGUUUAUACUUUUACAUGAUGUC